AAAUACAGCGAGGGAAUGCUGUGUUCGCCACAAACCCGGGCAGAUUACUCCAACAACAACCAGCGAAACAAAUCCAUUGAAGAAAACAGCAACAUGAAGACCAUCACCUGCCUUUCACUCCUGGUCGUUUUGUGCCAGCAGGCCGUCGCCGUCACGGUCACGGAGGGACCAUACAAGUUCUCCCUGGCUUCAGUAAAGGAACUUGGACAGCUGAUGGCCAGAGAAGGUGUGCUGGGGAAAGACAGUCUUCCUCUGGCGGAGGCCAAAGUCCAGGCUGUGUGCGCCGAACCAGAUCUGCCCACCGAGUUCAGACCCCUUUGCCAAAGCAAAGACGCCGGGGUGUCCCUCAACAGGCUAGCAUUUGUGGCCGCCAACUCUGAUGCCUGUGAGCUCUGUGAGUCUGUGGCUUGCACCGGCUGUUGAAGAAACCUACGCCUCUCUGCAUUAUAACACAUAACUUGAUGUGCACAUUUCCCCCAUGUACGCAUUCUUAACAACUGCAUUUGAAGAAAUUAAAGUACACAGCUACAGUUUUAUUCGUCGCCUCGUUUGUGGUUUUUUUUUCUCUCCUGGGGCCUGAACAGUUACAACACAGCAGCAUGUGGGCAAAGUUCAUGAGCGUCUGCUCUGCAGGAAAAACACUGCUGUUAAAUUUGAUUGAAAUCUAUUGUUUCAAUAAAAUGGCAUAAAAAAAUCAA
Messenger RNA from Lampris incognitus (smalleye Pacific opah), 698 nucleotides. RefSeq names its product guanylate cyclase activator 2B-like. The record is from RefSeq and is a predicted model, not a curated record. The transcript is spliced from 3 exons. Gene Ontology annotation, cellular component: extracellular region. Bases 16 to 423 code for a protein of 135 amino acids. Lineage: Eukaryota; Metazoa; Chordata; Actinopteri; Lampriformes; Lampridae. Gene Ontology annotation, molecular function: guanylate cyclase activator activity.